UCAUUUUCAUGAGGUAAACAUUUUUCUGUGUGCAAAUUCAAUGGAGGUUUUUUGAUUUCUACUUUAUUGAAAAUUGAAGUAUUUUCAUGUAAUAUCUUUCACGUUCAGUGGGCUACAGAAGGAAUUAAAAAAAAAAUAUGGCGGACGUGCGUGAUAUCCUGGAUAUGGAGCGGGCGAACACGCCUGAAGUAACGCGAGAAUCGUUCCUGGUACAAAAGAGAAGAAACUUUGAAAAGGCCAAAGGUGUUUCCAAACGCCCAGAGGGUAUGCACCGCGAAGUUUUCGCUUUGCUCUAUAACGACAACAAGGAUGCUCCACCGCUGCUACCAACUGACACAGCUCUUGGCAUUGGUUCAGGUUAUAAACAAGCGAAAGCACGUUUGGGUAUGAAAAAAGUGCGCAAGUGGGAAUGGGCACCUUUCAAUAAUCCAGCGCGCACAGAUGGUGCAGUAUUUCACCAUUGGCGCCGUACCACUGAUGAUCAAAAAGAAUAUCCAUUUGCUAAGUUCAAUAAGCAGCUACAAGUACCCAGCUACACCAUGACUGAGUACAACACGCAUUUGCGCACAAAUGUGCAAAAGUGGAACAAGGCACAAACAGAUCACCUAUUCGACUUGGCAAAGCGAUUUGAUCUGCGAUUUAUCGUUAUGGCAGAUCGUUGGGAUCGUGCACAACAUGGCGUCAAGUCUGUAGAGGAUUUGAAAGAACGCUAUUAUGAAGUACUUGGGCUGCUAGCAAAAGUUAAAGGACAAAAUAGUGAUAAGAAAUCAUAUGCCUUUGAUGCAGAACACGAACGCAAGCGUAAGGAGCAGCUUAAGAAAUUAUUUGAACGUACCACACAACAAGUCGAAGAAGAGCAAAUGCUGUUGAACGAACUCAAGAAGAUUGAAGCACGCAAGAAGGAGCGUGAACGUAAGACACAGGAUCUUCAAAAGCUCAUAUCACAGGCGGAUCAACAAAGCGAUACAACUACUAACGUGCAGAGCACACGUAAAUACGAAAAGAAAUUGGUCAAGAAAAAAUUGCAUCAUCAGCCACGUCCCUCAAAAGUUGACUCUGUUGUAAACGCUAUUGAAAUCGGUGGCAGUGGCAUAAAAUUCUCCGAUCUUCGUGGAUCCGGCGUUUCCUUGCGCUCACAAAAAAUGAAGCUUCCUGCAAAUAUUGGACAGCGCAAAGUAAAAGCUUUGGAACAAGCCAUACAAGAAUUUAAAGUUGAUCCCUCACCACCACCCACCGAAGAAAUAUGCAAUACAUUCAAUGAAUUACGCUCAGAUAUGGUUCUGCUGUGCGAAUUGCGUACUGCUUUGUCCACGUGCGUGUAUGAAAUGGAGAGCUUAAAACAUCAGUAUGAGGCAGCAUGCCCUGGAAAGACACUAAACAUUCCGCCGUCGCUGAUACCAGCCGAGCCGAUCAAACCAGAGGCAAUCGAACCUGGUACAUCGGGUACUAACACAAGCGGCUAAACAAAUUGCAUUUUAACCUUGGACAACUGCAAACACAAUUUAAAGUAUGGUGAAAUUUCAUAAGCUCCCAUCAAGUUUUCAUUUUAUUUUGUACUGUGAGUACUUCCAAGUGUUAAUUAAAAUUUGGCCGCUAAAAAUUUGAUGGGACAAAGA
Rhagoletis pomonella (apple maggot) is the source of this 1616-nucleotide messenger RNA. It is a transcript of the gene DMAP1, whose product is annotated as DNA methyltransferase 1-associated protein 1. Gene Ontology annotation, biological process: chromatin remodeling; DNA repair; negative regulation of transcription by RNA polymerase II. Bases 138 to 1463 code for a protein of 441 amino acids. The record is from RefSeq and is a predicted model, not a curated record. Gene Ontology annotation, cellular component: Swr1 complex; NuA4 histone acetyltransferase complex; nucleus. Gene Ontology annotation, molecular function: transcription corepressor activity. The transcript has 7 exons. Lineage: Eukaryota; Metazoa; Arthropoda; Insecta; Diptera; Tephritidae.